This is a messenger RNA of Spodoptera exigua (beet armyworm), 372 nucleotides long. The record is from the annotation of a GenBank genome assembly. Lineage: Eukaryota; Metazoa; Arthropoda; Insecta; Lepidoptera; Noctuidae.
AUGAAGGGAGUUACUAAAAACCCGGUCCCAUUCCUUCUCCAGCUCUGGGCCGAGGUCGCGGUGCCUCAUUGCGCUUACCCCGCAACCCCGGCUGAACAUCAGCCCUAUUGGGCCCCGUCUGUGGUGGUCUAUUGGCGUACGCUCGGGUCUGGUCCUGGUCGGGCGGCGAGCUACCCUUGCUCGCCGUCAUACGGUGAUCAUCUGCGGCGGCUUUGGCGUAAGGAGGAGGAUAGCUCCGUCACGCGGUCCGCUUCCUUCUUUGCGAGCAUAACUGCUAUACAGAAAGACGACUUCCUCUCGCACUAUUGUGCUCAUGUUAUUCAAAAAAUACAAGGCAACAUUCGCUCAACAAAUGGCACUAAACACCAUUAG